CUCUUUGAUUAAUUACAUAGAUUAACAAGUAAAAAGAGCUUAUUAAUUGUUAAAAUGAUUGCUUACUAUAGUUACAUCUUCUUCCCAAAAAUAUCAAUUCCAGUUAUAAAUUAUUGCUUACUAUAAUUACAUUUAUUUUUCCAAAACUGUCACUGAUGCAUGCCAAUCAGUUUUAUUCCGCGUGCAGAGCUCAUACCUGUUUAUGGGAAGAAAUGGAAUAAUGUUUCAUUCUCCAAUCCCCACACAACAACCCAAUCCCUUCUAUUUAAUUAAUAUUAACAUUCAUUCUAAAAAUCCUAUAAUCCAUGGCCAAAUUGAAGUUUUUGGUGUCAAUCUUUGCUUUGCUAAUAUCACAGCCUAUUUCCGCAACUACCAUUUUUCCCGAUGACAUUUUUAUACUAGCAGGCCAAAGCAACAUGGCUGGCAGAGGAGGUGUCGACAGAGGCAUAUGGAACGGCAAUCUUCCGCCGGAAUGCAGUUCUAACCCGUCGAUACUCCGGUUAAGCGCAGAGCUGAAAUGGGAAGUGGCUCGAGAGCCACUUCAUGCAGAUAUCGAUGUGAGCAAGACCUGCGGAGUUGGGCCUGGCAUGGCGUUUGCGAACAGGGUUAAAGCCAGUGAUUCGAGCAUUGGCGUGGUGGGUUUGGUUCCUUGUGCUGUUGGUGGGACAAAAAUUGGCCAGUGGGCUCGAGGGAUGAGACUGUAUCAGGAAUUGGUGAGUCGAGCUAACGAGUCAGUGAAGAACGGUGGAAAAAUUAGAGCCGUUUUGUGGUAUCAGGGUGAGAGUGACACUGUGUGGAAAAAAGAUGCCGAGGCUUACAAAGGAAAAUUUGAGAGGCUUGUUGCUGACUUACGCUCCGAUCUUAACCGUCCAUUUCUUCCAGUAAUUCAGGUGGCUAUUGCUUCAGGAGAAGGCAAAUACAUAGAGAUAGUGAGAAGAGGUCAAUUAGCAACAAAGGUCCCUAAAGUAAAGUGCAUAGAUGCAAAAGGAUUGGCUCUUAAAACCGAUCACCUUCACCUCACCACCAUGUCUCAGGUUCAUCUUGGUCACAAAUUCGCUCAUGCCUAUGUUGCUUCUUUUCGCUACAACAUUUUUUCGCCUAAUAUUAUGUAAUACUCUCUUUAUUCUUGGUUCGAUUUUAAAUUUCGAGCGGCCAAUCUUCUGUUGUCUUAUUAGUUUGUAGGUUUGGUAAUGGCGGAUUUAUAAACUUUUUAUAAGAUGAAUAAAAAUAUAAAAUAAA
Molecule: messenger RNA, 1239 nt
Organism: Mercurialis annua (annual mercury)
Lineage: Eukaryota; Viridiplantae; Streptophyta; Magnoliopsida; Malpighiales; Euphorbiaceae
Product: probable carbohydrate esterase At4g34215
Exons: 2
Coding region: 306-1112 (268 amino acids)
Source: RefSeq, a predicted model, not a curated record